UGCCACAUCCUUUAAGAGCCAUGAGACAAGACUGCAAUUCACCCCUCCCAAUGUCUUCCUCCAUUAUGUUCUCGCCAAUGAGUACACCUUCCUUUGGCAGGAUUGCUCUUCGGCUCAGAUUGGUCUGCAAUUCGGGUUCGUGUUAGACGAUUUGAUGGUACUACACUCUUUGGCAUCCUCCGAAUCCAUCGCGUUCAAGCACGCCAGCAUCCUUCACAUCGAGACUAGUCAUAUCGCCAUGAACACCAACGAGAAGUCGACAUUGCUGCCCCUUUCACGCGAAACAGCUGGUGACAGCACCGAGGCCCAGAGCUUUGUGAGCCGAUGGAGCAGUCGAGUUCCUCGAUGGGCGAAGAUUGCCAUGACGGGUGGCGCUGUUUUGUGUGCCACUGGACUAGCCUGCUCUCUAUGGUCAACUUCGCCAUUGCCGACGGAGGGGACGACGCCAUGCAAAUCCGAGCUGACUACUGAGGAACGGGAUGAUUGCCUAGAUAGGAGACUCGCUCUUCGGGACUCGUACAGUCUCUGUAUUGGGUCAGGUCUCAGGAGCGGGUCGAAGUCGGCGUAUGAGAGUUGCAAGAAGUUUUCCGACCAGCUUGAAAACCUGAAGUGCCAUCAUGAAUGUGACUGAGGGACCAGUCAGUAGGUAGCCCAGGCAGGGACGCUAUGUAUUCAUACCGAU
Molecule: messenger RNA, 682 nt
Organism: Kockovaella imperatae
Lineage: Eukaryota; Fungi; Basidiomycota; Tremellomycetes; Tremellales; Cuniculitremaceae
Exons: 1
Coding region: 155-631 (158 amino acids)
Source: RefSeq, a predicted model, not a curated record